UCCAACCCAAAGAGAAGCAAAAGUUAAUGGUUUUUUAACAAUGAAAGCAAUUUGAGUUUGCAUUUUCUUCACCAAAACGUGUCAUUGAAGCAUUAAAGAGGUCUUAAAAGUCCGCUUUUUAGACCCUAAACUGAGCUAACAGCAUUAACAAGUGCCAGCCAGUUAGUCGUCACCGUGUUCUUUACUCUUUUUAGUUUUUUUGGUCUUUGAACUAAACAAAGAAACAAGUAAUCAAAACACACAACAUAAUCUGUGUGUCAAGAAAUGGGCUUUCUUGUCUCUCCCAUGAUGAGUUUGUUCUCAAAAUUCACUGUCCUGCUGCUUUUUGUGCUUUGGUGCGCUAGUUUUACUUCAACAGAAGCCUAUGAUCCUCUUGACCCUACUGGGAAUAUUACAAUCAAAUGGGACAUCAUAAGCUGGACUGCUGAUGGCUAUGUCGCUGUUGUCACGAUUUACAACUUCCAGCAGUAUCGUCACAUUCAAGCACCAGGAUGGUCACUGGGAUGGACAUGGGCAAAGAAGGAGGUAAUAUGGAGCAUGCUGGGAGGCCAAGCAACCGACCAAGGAGAUUGUUCAAAAUUCAAAGGAAACGUUCCACAUUGUUGUAAAAAGAGUCCGACGGUUGUAGAUUUAUUGCCAGGAACUCCUUAUAACCAGCAGACUGCAAAUUGCUGCAAGGGGGGAGUUAUCAGCUCAUGGGCGCAAGAUCCAGCCAAUGCAGCAAGCUCCUUCCAGCUUAGCGUGGGUUCAGCUGGAACCAGUAACAAAACAGUGAGAUUACCAAAAAACUUCACUCUGAAGGCACCAGGACCUGGUUAUACUUGUGCUCGUGCAAAAAUUGUUAAGCCUACUAGAUUUAUGUCUACAGAUAAAAGGAGAAUCACUCAAGCUUUGAUGACAUGGAACGUUACUUGCACAUAUUCACAAUUCCUGGCUCAGAAGACUCCUAGUUGCUGUGUCUCCCUCUCAUCAUUCUACAACGACACUAUAGUUCCUUGUCCAAAAUGCACCUGUGGCUGCCAAAGAAACAAUUCGGAUUCGGGGGGUUGUGUUGAUCCAAAUGCACCACAUUUAGCUUCGGUUGUUUCGAGUCUAGGGAAUAACAACCCUAUGCCUCUUGUCCAAUGCACAAGUCACAUGUGCCCGAUCAGAGUUCACUGGCAUGUUAAGCUUAACUACAAGCAAUACUGGCGCGUUAAGGUCACAAUUACAAAUUUCAAUUAUAACAUGAACUAUACGCAAUGGAACUUAGUUGUGCAACACCCCAACUUUGACAAUCUGACCCAGAGUUUCAGUUUUAACUACCAGUCAUUAUCUCCUUAUUCAGCUAUUAAUGAUACUGCCAUGUUGUGGGGAGUAAAGUUCUACAAUGACUUGCUUAUGCAAGCCGGUCGUUCUGGUAAUGUUCAGUCAGAGCUACUUUUUCGAAAGGACAAGUCAACUUUUACCUUUGAUAAAGGCUGGGCCUUCCCUCGGAGAAUCUAUUUCAAUGGUGACAAUUGCGUUAUGCCUCCUCCAGAUGCGUAUCCAUGGUUGCCUAAUGCAAGUUCACGCCAGCUUACUUCACCGCUUAUGCUAAUGAUAGCCUUCUUUUCUGUUUUGGCUUUCUUAUAUGGAUACGCGUAGACUGUCGAGGUUCACUAAACGAUGCGGUAACCAACCUAACAAAUUUUUUCGACUGGAUCUGCUUGACCUGAUUACAUAUUGGAAGCAAGGUGAAAAGUUUAUGGCUAUAUGGGAUGAUAUUCGGCAUUUCACUGGCUUCAAAAUGGUGUGUUUUGUUUCAGUGCACAACGGUUGGUGCUAAUACAUUGGUGGAUGAAUUCACUGCUAUUUUGUCACUUCUAGCUGUUGUGCUUGCAUGUAGUCCCUGUAAUAUUAUCAAUCUUGUUGGUAGAAUUUCAAUGGCUCGAGUACCAUUACAACAUAAAUAAAAAGCAAUAAAAAAGAAAACAUUUGCACAAA
Molecule: messenger RNA, 1965 nt
Organism: Populus trichocarpa (black cottonwood)
Lineage: Eukaryota; Viridiplantae; Streptophyta; Magnoliopsida; Malpighiales; Salicaceae
Product: COBRA-like protein 2
Exons: 6
Coding region: 265-1626 (453 amino acids)
Biological process (GO): cellulose microfibril organization; plant-type cell wall cellulose biosynthetic process
Cellular component (GO): plasma membrane
Source: RefSeq, a predicted model, not a curated record